AUGUCGAAGAGUAGAAAAAUUGGUUCAUUUCAAUACUUCAAUACCAAUACUAGUACUUGCAAUACCAAUACCAUCAAUACGUCAAAACCACCAAUACCAAUACCACCAAUAUUCAAUACCAUCAAUACCAUCAAUACCAAUACCAUAAAAACCGGUCAAAACCAAGACUCAAUACCAAGAUUCAAUACCAAGUAUUGGUAUUGCGACAUACCUAAUCAAAUAGCAUAGAAAAAUAGAGUGAAACACGCUCUAUCUAUUGGUAAAAAAAGAAAUUUCUUUACGUCUCUGCCUAAGAAAGUAACAUACCUCCCUCACUACUUUUGGAUUGCCCUAAGUAGGUUGAGGAAAAAGUUCGUGCGCCACGUUAAAAAAUGAUUUUUUAUAUAUUUUUUCUGUGUUUUUGAUCUGGUUUAGGGUUUAUUGUGAAAAUUUAUUGAUUUUUUCAGAUGUCUGAUUACGAAAUCACAAAUUUUGAGCUUCGCGUAUUGCUCCGUCAUUAUUGGAGAAACAAUUUUGAUGCAAAAGCAGCUGCCAAAGCAAUUUGCGACGU
This is a messenger RNA of Adineta ricciae, 550 nucleotides long. The record is from the annotation of a GenBank genome assembly. Lineage: Eukaryota; Metazoa; Rotifera; Eurotatoria; Adinetida; Adinetidae.